AUGGCUCCUAAGAGGAGCAAGAAACAAUCUCAGAAACAAUACGCGAAAGCACCGACGAAACGCACCAGACGAGUCAAAACACCCCCUCCGCCCCCCCUCGUCACGCUCCCUCCUCUCCCGUCGCUCUCAAUCGCCCCAGAAGGUCUGCCCGUCACGGCCGUUAAAGUCCUCCCGUACCCCGCGAUUAGACAUGAACGUGGACCCACCUGGAUUGCAGACGAGAGGCCGACGGCGCAGCUCCAAAAGGGAAGUCGCAUCACGAUCCUCACGGACGCCCAAACGUCCGGCAUAGGGCGCCUGUCGGUGAUUACGGACCUACGUCGCCACUGGGUCACGUUCUCAAUAAUAGGCGCCUCACAUCAAUGCAACCUCCGCGUUCCCAUCCCAUGGGCCAUCCUCGAUGGCCUAGAGAGUUUUACGCAUCAGAAACACUAUUUCAGUCUCGCGGACGACCCUCCCCCACACCGCUCUUUCAUCGACAUCCCCUCUUUCCGCAGCAAGGAGGAGAACCCGUACGAGUUCGAUAUAGACGAAGAAGACAUCCCAGCCUUCUCAAAAAGGCUAGCGAGCAUCGCAAACAAAUAUUGGAGCAAUCUCGAGCGGGAGGGGCAGCGGUCGAAUCUAGGCCGCUAG
Molecule: messenger RNA, 633 nt
Organism: Rhodofomes roseus
Lineage: Eukaryota; Fungi; Basidiomycota; Agaricomycetes; Polyporales; Fomitopsidaceae
Exons: 1
Coding region: 1-633 (210 amino acids)
Source: RefSeq, a predicted model, not a curated record